This is a messenger RNA of Amoebophrya sp. A120, 515 nucleotides long. NCBI's taxonomy places the organism in Eukaryota, Dinophyceae, Syndiniales, Amoebophryaceae. The record is from the annotation of a GenBank genome assembly.
AUGUAUGAUUACCCUAGCACUUCAUCGUCCAGCACUAGUAAAACGACAUAUCAUGUGUACCAUUUAUUGAUUCAUAUGUACCCAUUGCCACCCCCCAAUAUUUGUUUCGUGAAAAAAUGGACAAGUCCUUUUUUUUUGUCGACCUUUGAGCUUCCUCGACCACUUUGUGCCUUUUGUUUUCAUCAUUCUCACCAGCAGCACAAAGUAGAUUACCCCCGUCAAAAAUAUCUUGAAUUUAAUUUUUCUACCCGAAAAAUUAUAGAGAUUGGCGUCACCUCAGCUAUCCAUGGAAAGUUGAAUUUGGGGUAAUUUGUCAAAGUGUUGACAGUUCCGUCGUACGAGCUCCAGCAAGAACAUAAACAACUUUAUCGCCUGAAAACUCUGCAAACGCCCGCAGUGGUGUACGAAAAGUUCAAAACAACAUCAAGAAGCUGGGGCGACAUAAUUCCGUGUAUAAUCAAGCAGUAUAGCAGACAGAAGCAGCAAUCUUCAUCAUAGUAGAAAUUGAAAUGCUC